CGCAAAGGGAAGGAGCCCGUGGGCUGAGGAGAUGCGGCACCUAGGCGGGGCGGCACGCGCCGCUUCCGGCCUCCGAUGCACGCAAGAUUAAGGAAGUCGCUGGGGAGGGAGCAGGGCUACUGGGGGCGUGCCGAAGUGUGGGUGCCCUCUGGCCUCUCUGCCGCCUUCUCUAUUGCACAACCAGCGUCUCCUUUCUCUGCUUCCUAUUCCAUUCAUAUCAGUUUCCUUGCGCACAAAAACCCUUCCCCCACAUCCCUCCAUCCCUCCUCAGUCUUGGUUUUCUGUACCCUCCCCCACCCCGUGUUCCUUGUUGCUUUGGACAUUUUUUGUUGCGCUCCACUUCCUUCUAGCCACGCUAUUAGUUUUACCUUCUUUCGCUUAUUGUUUUUGCGAUGCUGUCCGGCCUGAGUGGUGGCAAGAGAUGACUGAAGUGUGCCAGACUUGACUUUUAGACUCUUUACUGAUAUGUUGCUUUCAGUUCAUUUUCGUUGCCUCUUCUCCGUCUUUGUAUUUUGCUGGCAAUGGAUGUGACACAAAAGGGGCUUAGAGCUCCUGUUAGUACACUUCCACUUUUGCAAGAAGGGAUCAACGCAGACGGUGCUGAGCUUGCUCAGUACAAUCCAUCAGGCUCUGCAACUCCUGCCUCACGGGACAGUCCUGACCAGAAGUCCAUUGUACCUUUGAAUAGGGAAAGCCAAGAAAGCAGUAGGAGUCAGGUGUCUGUAAUUCUGCCCGUUUACAAUGCUGAAUGCUGGUUGGAUGAAUGUUUGAAAUCUCUUCUGAAUCAAGACUUCCAAGGUUCCAUUGAACUCUCUGUUUUUAAUGAUGCUAGUACGGACAAUUCAAUAAACAUAAUAGAAAAAUGGAAAGUUUUAUUAGAAGAAGUGGGCAUUCUAGUGUGUGUUGGAGGACAUUGUUCAUCCCGGCCGCAAGGAGUUGGCUUUGCUAAAAAUCGUGCUGUAGACCAGAGCUUGGGGACUUAUCUCUGCUUUCUCGAUUCUGAUGAUGUGAUGAUGCCUCAGAGAAUAAGGCUGCAACGGGAAGUUGCUAUUCAGCAUCCAAAAAGUAUUGUAGGUUGCCGAGUUAAGAGAGAACCAGCAGAGGCCACUCAGCGAUACACUCGUUGGAUCAAUAGUCUAACGAAUGAGCAACUUGUGACUCAGGUUUUUACUUCCCAUGGACCCACUGUUAUUAUGCCAACUUGGUUCUGCUCCCGAGAAUGGUUUUGUCAUGUAGGCAGAUUUGAUGAAGGCGGAAAGGGCACUCCAGAAGAUCUGCUAUAUUUUUAUGAACAUCUCCGAAAAGGUGGUGACGUCUUUCGAGUUGACCAGUGUCUUCUCCAGUACCGUUAUCACCCACAGGCAGCAACUCAUUCAGUUCGAGAGGAGACCAUCUGGACGCACCGUCUCCUGUUUCUGGAAGAGAGAGUUCUCAGUCAAUGGGCAUCUUUCACCAUUUGGAAUGCUGGUAAACAGGGCAGGAAGCUCUUUAGAAGUUUAUCUCUCACAAACCAAAAAAAAGUGAUUGCAUUUUGUGAUGUAGACAAAAAUAAGAUCACAAAAGGAUUUUAUGUUUAUGAAGAAUCUAAGGAAAAACCCAAACCCAGAAUACCCAUCAUACAUUUCAGAGAUGCUUCCCCACCUUUCAUAAUUUGUGUGAAACUGGAUCUGACAGGUGGACAGCUUGAAGAAAACUUGAACCAGUUAAACCUGAAGGAAGGUGUGGAUUACCACCAUUUUAACUGAUGUUUAUGGUAUACUAAAAAGUUGUAGUUUGUGAAACAAGUCAAAAGAGAGAUGAUUUGCAAAGGUUUUUGUUUUUAUCCAGCAGUGGUUGCAGUGUUACUGCAUAACCUCUGCUUUACUCGUGAGCUCUUCCUUCAAAGGAACUAUUAAUAAACUCAAGUAUUACACA
Molecule: messenger RNA, 1914 nt
Organism: Sphaerodactylus townsendi
Lineage: Eukaryota; Metazoa; Chordata; Lepidosauria; Squamata; Sphaerodactylidae
Gene: B3GNTL1
Product: UDP-GlcNAc:betaGal beta-1,3-N-acetylglucosaminyltransferase like 1
Exons: 12
Coding region: 522-1745 (407 amino acids)
Source: RefSeq, a predicted model, not a curated record